Molecule: messenger RNA, 4759 nt
Organism: Portunus trituberculatus (swimming crab)
Lineage: Eukaryota; Metazoa; Arthropoda; Malacostraca; Decapoda; Portunidae
Gene: Dlic
Product: cytoplasmic dynein 1 light intermediate chain 2-like
Exons: 11
Coding region: 71-1612 (513 amino acids)
Biological process (GO): microtubule cytoskeleton organization; microtubule-based movement
Cellular component (GO): centrosome; cytoplasmic dynein complex
Molecular function (GO): dynein heavy chain binding
Source: RefSeq, a predicted model, not a curated record
CGAUGCCCUUUUGUUUCAUUGAGAGUCGAAGAGGAAAAGUCUUGGUGUUUAUAGUGAUGGUGAUGACAACAUGGCGCUGGGCGGGGUAAGGUCUGCCCUCUCUGGGCUUUCCGACCUUCGCAAGGAGAAGGCUGAAGAGAAGGAGAACCUGUGGAAGAAGAUUCUCGGCGAGGUUCAGUCCAGCGAAAGGAACAAGCUGCCGUCAUGCAAAUCUGUGCUGGUGCUGGGUGACAAUGAGUCGGGCAAGACCACGUUGAUUGCCAAGCUUCAGGGCAAUGAGGACCCCAAGAAAGGCUCAGGACUGGAGUAUGCUUAUAUUGAUGUGCGCGAUGAAUACAGAGAUGACCACACAAGACUCAGCGUUUGGGUGCUGGAUGGCGAACCGGUCCAUGGUGAACUGCUGGAGUAUGCCAUGAGCCCCAAGAAUCUGGAACACACUUUGAUCCUCCUGACAGUGUCCAUGACCACUCCUUGGGGGAUCAUGGACCAGCUGCACACUUGGGCCUCCACACUGCAGGACCACAUUGAUAAGCUGAACCUCGACCCGGACUAUUUCAAGGAACGCCAGGAUAAGAUGUCCAGGCUAUGGCAAGACUAUGUGGAGCCUGGAGAUGAGCUGGAGGCCGGGUCACCAAUGAAAAGGUCCUCUCGUAACCUGGACGGAGAUGAUGAUCCUGUCUUGCCACUUGCUGAGAACGUAUUGACCAGAAACCUUGGCCUGCAUGUCAUUGUGGUGGUUACUAAGACAGAUUACAUGUCAACACUGGAGAAGGAUUUUGACUAUAAGGAGGAGCACUUUGACUUCAUCCAGCAAUCAAUAAGGAAGUUUUGCCUGCAGUACGGUGCCGCGCUAUUUUAUACCUCGGUCAAGGAGGACAAGAACUGCGACCUCCUGUACAAGUAUCUAGUCCAUAAAAUUUACAACUUCCCCUUCAGAACUCCUGCGCUGGUGGUCGAGAAGGAUGCUGUGUUCAUACCAGCAGGAUGGGACAACGAGAAGAAGAUCGCCAUCCUUUACGAGAACAUGCACACCAUGACGCCGGAGGAUUACUACACAGACGUCAUUGUUCGCCCGCCUGUUGUACGCAAGGCCAUGACGAGAGAAAUAGAGGUGCAGGUGGAGGAGGAGCAGGCCUUCUUGGCGCGGCACUUGGCACAGCUACAGGCGGGCGGCACCGGGGCACCCCACACACCCCAGGGCCGCCAGGAGUCCCCCCUCAGGCAGUCCCCGGCAGUGCAGAAGACCAGCGACAGGAGGGUGACCACUGGAGUCCCCGCCAACCAGAUCGGAUCCCCCAAGAAGAUAUGGAGGCCGACAUCAGCUGAGAUGAACAAGCCAGGCGGUCCGGGGCCCAGCGAGGGAGUCCUGGCUAACUUCUUCAACUCACUCCUCAGUAAGAAGACGGCCAUCAACAGCCCCCCCACCGCCGGCAUCAAGACUAAUGCAGAUAAGGCAGCGAUGAGGUCCGACGCAGCUGCAGAAUUAGACCGGCUGACUCGGAGUAAGAAGACCCCCAUCCCCCCCACCGCCGCCACCACCAACAGCACCCCAAACCCCGCCACCCCCAACAACACCGCCACCACCACUGACACCAACUCCUCGGAAUGUUGACUGACGAGGAGUCCGUUUGUGGUCUAAAAAAUUAUCCCUCCCCUGUCUGUCUGUCUGUGUGUCUGUAGGGGGGGCUAAACAGGGCGGGAGGGGGGGCCGGUGGUGUUGAUUCAUUCCUGUGUAUAUCGUUGGUUUAAUUUUUUCACCCUCAACACCGCCACCACCACCACCACCACCAGCACCACCAGGAAGGCUACCACACUGCACUUACCCAUUGCUGUGUUAUUAAGCCUCUAGUGCCUAUGUGCGUGUGUGUGUGCGUGCGUGUGUGCGUGUGUGUUUACCCUGGGGUCUGGAGGGUAGGGUCCAGGGGGAGGGGGUGGUCUAGAGAGGGUGUAUGAGGGGGGGGCAUAUUGCAAAGCCUGUAUCAUAUUUUUCUUAUUUAUUGUUAAUUUUAUAUACAUUUGCUUCUAUGCUAUGUCCUGGCUGUAUGCAUUGCUUGUGUGUGUGUGUGUGUGUGUGUGUGUGUGUGUGUGUGUGUGUGUGUGUGUGUGUGUGUGAGUGUGUUGUGGUGAAACUUGACUUACUUUAGGAGAGAAGUUAUUGUAGGGAGGGGUGAUGUAAUGUAUUUGUUUGUGUAUAUAUAUAGUUCUUGUUCUCUCUCUCUCUCUCUCUCUCUCUCUCUCUCUCUCUCUCUCUCUCUCUCUCUCUCUCUCUCUCUCUCUCUCUCUCUCUCUCUCUCUCUCUCUCUCUCUCUCUCUCUCUCUCUCUCUCUCCAAAAAUUUACUCUUAUUAUUUUUUCCUCAUUUUUAUCAUUUUCUUUUGUAUCCCUUCAAAAAAAUACCACUGUCUUUUCACCACAGACCUUUAAAUACUCCCGUUUUCUUUGGCAGUGUCACAUAAUGCAUAUCCAGAGCAAUAAGGCUCAGAACCAGAUGAAAAUAUCCUUGAUUUUCACCCUUACCUGACUUUGUACUGUUAAUAGUCUUUGGUUCUUGAGGUGAGGUUUGGUUACUGUCUGUCUGUCUGUCUGUCUGUCUGUCUGUCUGUCUUUCUGUCUAUCUAUCUGUCUGUCUGAAUAUAUUAAGCUUUUGGGAAGGUCAUAGGCCACUAACUGUGUGAGAAAGGUGUGUGUGUGUGUGUGUGUGUGUGUGUGUGUGUGUGUGUGUGUGUGUGUGUGUGUGUGUGUGUGUGUGUGUGUGUGAGAGAGAGAGGUAGCUAGUUUAUACAGGCAGCAAAAAGGAAUAUGUGAGAGAGAGAGAGAGAGAGAGAGAGAGAGAGAGAGAGAGAGAGAGAGAGAGAGAGUUUAGAUAUCAGGUAUUAUAAGAUAUACUGAAGAGGAAAACCAAUUAUUCAACAUUAUAACAUCCCAGUGAAAACACACACACACACACACACACACACACACACACACACACACACACACACACACACACACACACACACACACACACACACACACACACACACACACACACACACACACCACCACCACCACCACCACCACCACCACCACCACCACCACCAGCCAGAGCAUUAUUAACCAAAUGAACAAGUUAAUAAAUAGAUAAAUAAUUAAUAAAGUAGCAAAUACAACACUCAAUGCUUUAUUUAGGCUUGAAAUCAUCUUAACUAUUUAUAUCCUUGAAAAAUAUUAUGGUUUUUUUAAGGCAAUUUACACCAAAAAUGCAGACCUGUUCUAUUGUGCAGGUGUGUGGCCCUACCUGUGAUAGUAACAGGUGUGUAGACUCGUUACCUUUGAAUCUGAGGUGUGUACAGGUGUGUUAGUUACCUGUGAGGUGCGACACAUUUGUAAUCAUAUUGCGAAGUGACCCACAAAUCUGUACUGGGAGAUGUACAGGUGUGGUGGGGUCCAGGACAGUUGUGGGGGGGCUUAACGACUCACAGGUACACACCCUUGCAUCCUUCACAGGUGUGUGUGGCACUGUGACCUCAAAAGACACACCUUAGGGUCACUUUACUGUAGCCAGUGUGUGCAGUCUUGUAAUGCUGGGCUGGGCAGGUGUGGGGCUGUCACGGGCUUGUAACAUAAUGACCUAACGAUUCUAGGCAGGUGUGUUGGGCUCCAAACCUGUAUUCUAAAAUGCUUUGUUCUCUCACCACUACUUCUCAAGGCCACAGAGAUGACUAGCAGGGUUUUCAAGAGUGUUUUCCAGUUAGUAAUGUGGAAAUGUUGUCACUCUGCCUCUAGAACCAUAAAAAAAACUUGCUUAAAACACUUCUUUCCCACCACAACUGUUUUCCAAAGCCACAGAGAUGACUAGUGGGGUUUUCAAGAGUGUUUCUCCAGUUAAUAGUGUAAAAAUGUUAUCACUCUGUCUGUAAAACUGUAAGAACACCUUAAAAAACUCAUGUAAAUUUAGAUAAAGCCUUUUGAAAUAGUGGAGAUGAAGCAUAGAAGUGUUUGAGAAUACAAGUCUGACAUCUGUACUCUGAAACACUCUGCUCUCUCAUCAGGACUGUUUUACAAGGCCACACAGACAAUUAGCGAGGUUUUCAAGACACUUUCUCCCUUUAAGAAACCAGAAAUCUUGUCAGUCUAUCACCAGGAACAUAAAAAUACCCUUAAAAACAUGAACAUCAACCUGCAAGGGGACUGGAAAGUAAGUGGGCCUUUUUUUUAGUGUUUGUUGCCCUUUUCCAGCCUUCCCAUCUUACUUAAAGAAUCGAGAGCUUUGUAAAGUAGUGAUGGUGAGAGACAAGCAUUCAGAGUACAGAACCUUUGUCACCCCUGUGUGUGUCACGUGUGUGUGUCACUGCAGGUGUGUAAAGGAUAGUACACGCCUGUUAGCCUUGGAGUAUUGAUGUAUAUAGGUGACAGAAUGAUUACUACUACUACUACUAUUACUAUUACUACUACUACAACAGCAGCUGUACAUGUUAUUGUCUUGUCUCAGCGUAGACUUUCCCAACGUGAUACACACACACACAAAAAAAAAAAAAAAAAAUUAAGGAAACGUAUUUUUUUUUCGCUGAGGAAGAAAAAAAAAGUUUAAUUGUUCUUUUUUCCUCGUUAAAAAAUAGAAAUAAAAAGAAUGUCUAUUUGUUAAUUUAUCUUACGAAAUGAUGAUGAUGAUAAGAAUAAAUAAAGAUAAAUGCUGUUAUGGUUUUCAGAAAGAUAUUUUACAUUUUUGCCAUUGCAGAGAAAUUGUAAAAACAUGAAAAUACGACAUUUGUGAUAACUCC